AUGUUCCUGAAGCUUUCAAAGAAAUCAUUCAGCACUUCUAUUAGCAUAAUUACUUCUCGACAGUUUGCACUUUCACUUAAAUCUGCAUUUCUCUGCGGGCUGCUCGUGUUCCGCGGAUACAGGCAGGCUCUGGUUCUGUUGAUGAGACAAAAAUUUUUGAAAAUAACUGAAAGAGAGCUAGGAAUUGUGUUUGACUUAUGUGAAAUAAAUACAUCUACAUCACCAUCAUCAUAUAGAUACCAUCCCCCACAAGAACAGACUAGUCCAAGUUGGUAUAGGUGUGGCAAUUGUAGGGAGAUGCCAACAGAAAUUGUGAGAAAUGCAGUGACAACCUUCCACGGAACUGCAUUUCACAACAACCCAUAUGUAUUCAUUGUAUUCACGUGUGAAAUUUUAUCAUUAGAUACUUACGAAAAACAAUUCAGGCAUGUGAUAUCAAGCUGUUGUGUUUGGAGAAUCCGAUAUAAAUUUCCACACCCGUUUGGCAGUUAUGAGGGUUUCAGCUGCUUAUUUAUUUGAAGUGGUUCUAAUCACUUAUUGUGGUAUAAAGACAACAUUCAAAGACUGAUUGGAAUCGACUUCGUUUCUUGGAAACCAGAACUUCUGUUGCCUCUGGUUCAAUCUCUGCAAUGGUUCUAAAUAUCCUUUUUGGAUCAUCCUGUGAGAUUGUCACUGGAGGUUACAUGGUCAUAUAUGCCUCAUCUAUUCUUUUGUGCAUGAUCUGUGUUAAUAAUUCUAGAAUGUACUGGUACAAUGUCUUCUCCAAAACGGGCACCACACUCCAUGUCUUACUCCACUUGGAAUAUAUUCAAA
Gigantopelta aegis is the source of this 813-nucleotide messenger RNA. RefSeq lists its product as uncharacterized. Lineage: Eukaryota; Metazoa; Mollusca; Gastropoda; Neomphalida; Peltospiridae. The coding region runs from base 1 to 519 and encodes 172 amino acids. The record is from RefSeq and is a predicted model, not a curated record. The transcript is spliced from 3 exons.